CCACCCGCCCCCAGGGGACGGGGCCUGGAGGCUUCAGCCUGAAUCUCCCCAGGCUGGAGGGAGACUGGUGCGGGGCGCCUCUGUGCUGGGCGAGCUGGCAGGCAGGAGGAAAACAGCAGCCCCAGAGCGAGACCCGACUUCGUGUCGGCAGGGAACCGUCCUCUGGAGCUACGGAAACCUCUUCUGUGUGCUUGCUUGAGGUCAAAGCCCUGAGGGUUGUGUCUGGAUCUCCAGCUCCUCCUUGCCAGUCACAUGAAAAUUAUGGGCAGAAAGGGAGCUCUUCGUUUUACAGCCUUCCCGUCAUGAUUUUCCCUCCCAUCUCCCACAUCCAAAGUGGAGCAGCUCCGUGCUGGCUGGGGCUGUGACAUCUGCUGAUGCUCCCUGACUUUUAGAAGUGGAGCAGAGGAACGCGCGCAUCGUGACCACCACCCUGCUGCUCACUGAAGAAGUAAUGCGGGAAGACCGGGGCUCGGAGGGGAGCUACGUCCUGUACGGGUCCUCCUGUGCCGAGAUCACCGAAGAAGCUGAAUAUGUGAGAAAGCAGCACCCUCCGGUGCUGGGCAGGAGCCCAGAGCCCAGCGGCUGGGGCUCGAGCUGCAGCCCCGUGGCGGCGAAGAUGAGGGAAACAGAGAGGCAGCUGCUGCUGGUCAGCAGGGAGAACGAGGUGCUACGGAUCAAGCUGGAAGCCACAAGAGAAGCGGGCGUGCAGGCUCUCCGAGCUGCCUCCCAAAAACUCUACGAGAACUACCAGACUCGGUCAGAAGAACUUCGAAAAGCUCACGAGAAUGAGAAGAAGCAAGUACAGGCCCGCAGCCGGGAACAGGAAGAGAAGCUCCAGCAGAAGGAGGAGGACGCCAGGCGGCUCGCCAGCGACGUGGAGGAGAGGUGCGCCCGCAUCGCGGGCAUGGAGCAGCGCGUGCGGAGGAUGGAGGAGGAGAAGAAAACUCUGAUAGAAAAGAAAACGUCCUAUGAAAAGAUGCUUCUGCAGAUGAUGUCAAGGAAUGAAGACAGCAAACGGUGCCUGGCCGUGCAGCAGGACAUCGCCACGCUGCGGGAGCAGAUCGGCCACCUGCAGCGCCUGAUCGGGGCACAGCACCAGAGCCUGCGCCGCGUCAUCCAGGAGGUGGAGGAACUGAACGAAGAACUCAAAAUCCAGGACAAAAAAAUAGAAGACCUGACAGAAAAGGUGACGGCGCUUGAGACUCAGAAUGAAGAACUAAAAGACAGAGUGGCGUUAUGGUCCGGCCAGCCCAAGAUGAAAGUUUCAAAAGCCGUCCUGACAGACCCCCUGCGGGACUACAGAGCAUCCCCUUACCUGCUGCUGACCAGGAUGAAGCAGCAGGACAGCUAAACGAACUACCGGGCGCGCAUCUCCUGCCUUUGGCAGAAGGACUUCUUGUGUCGCACCGCACCUUGGACACGUGCUGCUUUUUCUCCGAGACGUGGUGCAGAAGGGGUGCCGCGGAGCUGCUCUUGGAAGGAUAAACCUGGAAACAAGGCACGAGGUGACGAGACAGCCCGGGGGCUGCUGCACACGGGGGCUCC
Messenger RNA from Cygnus olor (mute swan), 1545 nucleotides. RefSeq names its product coiled-coil domain containing 68 (gene CCDC68). Lineage: Eukaryota; Metazoa; Chordata; Aves; Anseriformes; Anatidae. The record is from RefSeq and is a predicted model, not a curated record. Gene Ontology annotation, biological process: intracellular signal transduction. The transcript has 10 exons. Gene Ontology annotation, cellular component: intracellular anatomical structure. The coding region runs from base 452 to 1351 and encodes 299 amino acids.